Messenger RNA from Sinocyclocheilus rhinocerous, 1243 nucleotides. RefSeq names its product ganglioside GM2 activator-like. Gene Ontology annotation, biological process: ganglioside catabolic process; lipid transport. Lineage: Eukaryota; Metazoa; Chordata; Actinopteri; Cypriniformes; Cyprinidae. Gene Ontology annotation, molecular function: lipid carrier activity; enzyme activator activity. The transcript is spliced from 4 exons. The record is from RefSeq and is a predicted model, not a curated record. Gene Ontology annotation, cellular component: cytoplasmic side of plasma membrane. Bases 273 to 875 code for a protein of 200 amino acids.
GCUGGCUAAAUAAAAUGCGGAAAGAAUUAUGGCAAAGUAUUUAAAUACCACAACACACUCGCAUGACGGGUUCUGAUAGUUCCUGAUGGGAAGCGAAUAGUCUUCAACGCCUUUUAUAGUCCUGUUGUUGUGUCAGGUGCUGCUAAAUCACACCGUGCUGUGAAGUGCUAGUGUUUGGGCAUGUUCGCGUGCGCUUUUGUGAAGCUCUCUACUCUCUAGUUAAGCAAAAUUUCAAGGUACACUUCGUGUUUUUUUUAUAUUAACCGUGCAAAAUGAAAAGCUGCGUUUCCGUGUUUAUUGCUCUCUUCGCUGUAAACUGUUUUUCGCUGGAAGGCUCGAGUCAGUUGCUCGGCAGGAGAAUCUCUAAAUUCACUACGGUGUGGGGCUUUUCUUGGCAAAACUGCGGUGCACAAGAUGAUCCUGCAAAGAUGAAGAGUCUCAGUAUUUCUCCAGAUCCCAUUUCCAUCCCGGGACAGCUGACAGCAGCGGCGUCGGGCUCCACAUCAGUAGCGCUGACAUCUCCUCUCUCUGUGAACGUGACGCUGGAAAGAGAAAUAGCAGGUUUGUGGGUGAAAAUACCGUGUCUGGAUGAAAUAGGAAGUUGUCAUUAUCCUAAUGCCUGUGACCUGCUCGAUCAGCUCAUCCCGCCAGGACAGGACUGUCCUGAGCCUCUGCACACAUACGGCCUGCCCUGCCACUGCCCAUUCAAAGCUGGAGAUUAUGCUUUGCCAUCAUCAGAAAUCGUCAUACCAGACGUUGAACUGCCUGGCUGGCUGACCAAUGGCAACUACAGAGUACAGAGCAUUUUAGGAAGCUCUGAGAAAGAACUGGGAUGCCUCAAAAUCAGCUUCUCAUUGCAUUUCUCCAAGAAGUAAAAGAAAAGCAGUAUUUGAUUAUUCUAUAGGACUUUUACUUAAGAUUCUCUUUUAACUUUUUAGAAUGAUGAAUUUUCAGUCAUAAUAAGCAUAUUUCUUUUUAACUAAUGAUAAAUCUCAUUGAAUUGUUUUUAAAUGAUUGGUGGAAGUUGUAAAUAUUGUUCACAUCAGUUUACUUUAUAAUCCACUGGACUGCACAUUUUGGUUUUCCUUUUUUUUUUUUUUUUACUUAUUUUAAUUAACAUGUUAACAAUGCUUUGUCUAGUUUUAACUUCUGCUUUUGUGAUUUGUUUUUGUUCUCUGGGGUUAACAACGUUCAGUGUCAAGGUGGAACUAAGUUUCUCAGUUUUCUUUAAAGGGGAAAUUUC